Molecule: messenger RNA, 1666 nt
Organism: Vidua macroura (Pin-tailed whydah)
Lineage: Eukaryota; Metazoa; Chordata; Aves; Passeriformes; Viduidae
Product: serine/threonine-protein kinase pim-1-like
Exons: 5
Coding region: 156-1490 (444 amino acids)
Biological process (GO): protein autophosphorylation
Cellular component (GO): cytoplasm
Molecular function (GO): protein serine/threonine kinase activity; ATP binding
Source: RefSeq, a predicted model, not a curated record
AGCAGUGAAAGCAGCGAAAGCAGCGAAAGCAGUGACUUUGACGACUCCCUCUUGCUCCUCCUCUCCCUCUCCCGCUGUCCCGCAGCCUCUCCCGCUCUCCCUUUCCCGCUGUCCCCUCCUCUCCCAGUCUCCCUCUCCCCCUGCAGGGCCGGGCCAUGCCCCCGACCCGCCCCCGGCCCCGGGCGGGGCUGCCCCGUCCCUGUCCCUGUCCCCGUCCCCGUCCCCGUCCCCGUCCCCGUCCCCGUCCCCGUCCCCGUCCCCGUCCCCGUUCCCGUCCCCGGCCGUCCCGCCGCGGUCUCGCCCCCGCCCGGCUCUGGCCGUGCUGGCGCUGGCGCUGCUGGGCGGGCAUCAGUGCCUGGGGCUGGGGCGGCAUCGCCGCCCUUUGGCUCCGCCUGGCCCGAGCCCGGCCCCGGCCCCGACGUGGGCUCCAGUCCCGGCCCCGGCGCCGGCUCCUCCCGGGCCCCGCGGAGGACACAGGCGGCGCGGCCGCUGCCGCCGCCUCCGCUGCGGCUUCCCCGGCCCGAGCUCCGCCGCUCGGCAGCGCGGCCGCCGGCCCCGAGCCGCCGCUGUCCCGUUGCCAGCAGAGAACGCCUGGGGAUGGCCGGCCCGGGGCGCUCGGGGGGCGCUCGGGGGCCGCUCCUGGCCCCGGGCCGAGCGCUGACAGCCGCGUCCUGCCCGCAGGGAAGGCGCAGGAGGCCCUGCAGGAGCGAUACCGGCUGGGUUCGCUGCUGGGCAGCGGCGGCUUCGGCAGCGUCUUCGCGGCCACGCGGCUCUCGGACGGCGCCCCGGUGGCCAUCAAAAGGGUGCCGCGGGAUCGCAUCCGGCACUGGGGCGAGCUGCCCGACGGCACCAGCGCACCCCUGGAGAUCGUGCUGCUGGCCAAGGUGGCCUCUGGCUGCGCUGGUGUCAUUCAGCUCCUGGAGUGGCUCCAGCUCCCCGACAGCUUCUUGCUGGUGCUGGAGCGCCCGGAGCGGUGCCAGGACCUGUCGGGUUUCCUGGCGGAGCGGAGGUUCCUGCCGGAGGAGGAGGCGCGGGGGCUGUUCCGCCAGGUGCUGGAGGCCGUGCGGCACUGCACCAGCUGCGGGGUCCUGCACAGGGACAUCAAGCCCCAGAACAUCCUGCUCGACCUGGCCACCGGGCAGCUGAAACUGAUCGACUUUGGCUGUGGCGCCUUCCUCCAAGACACAGCCUACACCCAGUUUGCAGGAACCCUGUCCUACAGCCCACCAGAGUGGAUCCACCACCGACGCUACCACGGCGAGGCAGCGACCAUCUGGUCCCUGGGCCUCCUGCUGUGCCACCUGGUCAUGGGCAAGCACCCGUUCAGGAGGGGCCAGGAGAUCAUCUGGGGGCGGAUCUUGUUCCCACGACGGCUCUCUCAAGAGUGCCAGGAUGUCAUUAAGAGGUGUUUGUCCAUGCAGCCCUUGGACAGGCCGUCCUUAGAAGAGCUUUUCCACGAUCCUUGGGUGCAGGGUGUUCCUCUGCCCUAGAGGAUGGGAGAGAUCCACGUGCACAGUUGGAUCCAGGGGCCUGGCAGGUAACAGCUCCACACAUCUCUUGGCAAUCAGUGGCAAAGCCAACCAGACAGGUUUUGUGCUGCCUGUAGCUCUGAGCAGGGGUCAGCAGAAGGGAACACGCAGCUCUGGGCUGGAGCUGAGCUGGAGAC